AUGCAGUGGCCCGAUGGCGGGAGGAAGGCCGUGUCGCUGUCUGGCUGCGUGUCCCCAUCCUCCAGAGCAAGUUUGUGGCGGCAGCUGCUUCACAAGGCUUUGUUUUCCACCACGCCGAGCACGGCUCAUCCACCUUGACCCUGUGGCUGGGAGAAGGGCCCAGCAGGCUACCGGGGUAUGCCACCCACCAGCUGGGAGUUGCAGGUGCUGUUCUAGAUGAAAGCACUGGAAAGGUGUUGGUUGUACAAGACAGAAAUAGGACUCUAAAUGCGUGGAAAUUUCCAGGAGGUCUGUCUAAUCCAGGCGAAGACAUUGGAGACACAGCAGUUCGAGAGGUUUUUGAAGAGACUGGCAUCAAGUCAGAGUUCAAGUCCAUCCUAAGCAUAAGACAGCAACACAAACACCCUGGCGCCUUUGGGAAGUCGGACAUGUACAUCAUCUGUCGCCUGGAGCCCUCCUCCUUCCACAUCAGCUUCUGCCCUCAGGAGUGCCUGAGGUGUGAAUGGAUGGACCUCGAUGAGCUGGCUAGGAUGGAAGACGCUACUCCCAUCACCAGCAACGUAGCUAAACUCUUACUUUAUGGAUACCGGGAAGGGUUUGAUAAAAUUGAUAUAACCAUGAGAGAGUUCCCAGCUGUCUACACAGGCCUGUUCUACAAACUAUACCACAGGGAGCUGCCCGAGUCCUACAGAAACAUUACAUGAUAGCAAUACAUUUCACAUUUCAUUAUAUUAAUAAUUUAGAAUUAUCAUUGUAGUGUUAUAUAGACCAUAUUAAAAUUAACUAUGGACUUCUUUUUAGGUCAUUAUUAGAAAGUAAUUAUUUACUCUAUUCUCUAAGAAGCUAUAGAGAGAUGAAUUAUAUUUAAAGGUAAAUAUUGCUGUAAGUGUGCAUCAGAUUUGUUUUCCUUUACUCUGUAAAGCAAACAUUAGGU
Molecule: messenger RNA, 934 nt
Organism: Cariama cristata (Red-legged seriema)
Lineage: Eukaryota; Metazoa; Chordata; Aves; Cariamiformes; Cariamidae
Gene: NUDT6
Product: nudix (nucleoside diphosphate linked moiety X)-type motif 6
Exons: 4
Molecular function (GO): NADH pyrophosphatase activity; NAD binding; ADP-ribose diphosphatase activity
Source: RefSeq, a predicted model, not a curated record